Molecule: messenger RNA, 4612 nt
Organism: Lates calcarifer (barramundi perch)
Lineage: Eukaryota; Metazoa; Chordata; Actinopteri; Centropomidae
Product: lactadherin
Exons: 11
Coding region: 145-1602 (485 amino acids)
Molecular function (GO): calcium ion binding
Source: RefSeq, a predicted model, not a curated record
CUGCCUGGGAGUUUAGAGCCGCACAACAAGCCCGAGCUUCGGUAGCAACAACGUCCAGAGCGCCGCUGUCCUCCAACCGCUCCCGGUCGUCCUUUUAACUCAAACCAACUACAGCCACUCAACCAGCGACUGAAAACAGCAGCCAUGAAGGAGCACACGCGGUUUUUCCUUUGGCUGCAACUUUUCACAGCUUGUCUGGUGCUCGGGGUGAACGGUGAUUACUGUGAGGUGAAUGUGUGCAGUAACGGUGGAACCUGUGUGACUGGAGCAGGAGCUCCGUUCAUCUGUAUCUGCCCUGACGGGUUCUCUGGAGAAACCUGCAACGAGACUGAGACUGGGCCCUGCAACCCCAACCCGUGCAAGAAUGACGGCAUCUGCGAGGUGACAGGCCAGUCCCGCCGAGGUGACGUCUUCAGCGAGUACGUCUGCAAGUGCCAGCCGGGCUUUGAUGGAGUCCACUGCCAGAACAGUGUCCAAGGGGCAGAUUUAAGUUCGAAAAAAGACGUGAAUGACUGUGCCGCUCAGCCAUGUGAGAAUGGAGGCACCUGCAGGGACCUGGAUGGAGAUUUCAAAUGCCACUGCCCUUCCCCUUAUGUGGGCAAACAUUGCCAACUGCGCUGUAUUUCUCUGCUCGGCAUGGAGGGAGGGGGCAUCGCUGAAUCCCAGAUCUCAGCCUCAUCGGUCCGUUACAGCCUGCUGGGUCUGCAGCGCUGGGGACCUGAGCUCUCCCGCCUCCACAACAAGGGACUGGUAAACGCCUGGAGUGCUGCUGCACACGACAAGAACCCAUGGAUAGAGAUCAACAUGAGGAGGAAAAUGCGUUUCACUGGUAUCGUGACUCAAGGUGCCAGUCGCAUGGGAACAGCCGAGUUCAUUAAGGCUUUCAAGGUGGCCUCCAGCCUGGACGGCAAGACAUACACCAUGUACAGAACAGACGGACAGAGAAAGGACCAUGUGUUUGUUGGAAAUGUGGACAAUGACGGCACCAAGACCAACCUGUUUGACCCCCCGAUCAUUGCCCAGUACAUCCGCAUCGUCCCUGUGGUGUGUCGUAAGGCCUGCACCCUGCGCAUGGAGCUGGUGGGCUGUGAGCUCAAUGUGUAUUCAAACACUUCAGGUUGUUCAGAGCCGAUGGGCAUGAAGUCCCGACUGGUGUCUGACCGUCAGAUCACAGCCUCCAGCACCUUCCGCACCUGGGGCAUCGAGGCCUUCACCUGGCACCCUCACUACGCCCGGCUGGACAAACAGGGCAAGACAAACGCCUGGACCGCUGCUACCAACAACCGAUCUGAGUGGCUGCAGGUGGACCUGCUGUCUCCCAAGAAGAUCACAGGAAUCAUCACACAGGGGGCCAAAGACUUUGGCUCCAUCCAGUUUGUCAUGGCCUUCAAAGUGGCUCACAGUAAUGAUGGACAGUCCUGGACCAUCGUGGUGGACGAGACCACAAAGGCAGACAAGAUCUUCCCAGGCAACAGCGACAACAACGUCCACAAAAAGAACAUCUUUGAGCCGCCGUUUUACGCCCGAUAUGUCCGCAUUCUGCCGUGGGAGUGGCACGAGCGCAUCACCCUGCGAAUGGAGCUCCUGGGCUGUGACGAGUAGCACCGCCCAGUACCCGCCUCCCUCUUCCUCCUCCUCAUCCUCCUCUCUCUACCUCCUUCCCUCCUUCCUACCUCCUCCUCCCUCCUUUCCUUCUCCCUCCUGAGCCACACCUGCACUGCCUUGCUCUCAGCCCUAGGGGGCAGCAAACACCAGAGUAGCACCUCACCACCCCAACCCUGGCUGGUUGGAGGAGGGAGACGUUACCCCUAACCAUUGUCACCGGUGCCCAGAUCGAGUUAAGCUCACUAGUCCCUUCUUUUUUUCCUUUCCUGAGUUGAUCACUCAUCUUUUCCACCUGAACCAAAUCUGUGAUCACUUCAGGAGACGACAGUAUCUUCUUUGUUACUAAGCUGAGCUGGGGUCAGAUUUUUAUCCCACCUACUGGCUACAUUAAAGGUGGCAAAUCCCUCAUCACUGUGUCAGAGGUCAGGGGUAACAACACUGCUGCUGUAUCAGUUGGUGCUGCCUGGACUCUGAUCCUAGAUCAGUUCUACCUGGAACGAUGAACCUCCAAGACCCACGGCUGGUGAUGUACAUAAGCUCCACCUAACAGCUUGCACACGCCCUAUAUCCAAACACUUGGUCCCCCCUCCCUCCCCCCAAGACACACAGAAUAUAUAUUAUCUUUAGAGGAUACAUUGAUGCUUUUGGUUGAUUAUUUUUCUUAUUGCCACAGUUUUUGUGUUUGUUUAGAAAAAAAUAAUAGACUAAAAAUCUCAAAGUGUCCCUCUGUGUGUGCUACAGUAUUCCCAGUAUUUUCUUGCAGUUCAUGUUUUCUACAGUUUGAACUGCUUCAGAGGGCAACAUUAGAACUUAACAGUAUUCACUUUGGUAAAACAUAUAUGUGUAGUAGCCAAUAACAGGAGUGCAAACAUCCCACUAUUUACAGACCCUUAUUUUUACUGAACCUGUGUGUAAAACUGUGGUCCAGCUUUUACAGAGUAACUCAUUUGGCUGCAUCUGACCAAAUCAGGGUGAAGCUUUGUGCCAACACACCCUCAGGUUUUCGUUUCUGUGGGUUUAUGUAGAAAAAUAUAGUACGGUGCACUAAUGCAGAUCCACAUAAAACAAAAGAGGAAUCGAACACAUUAAAUCUCUGUCACUGUGGGACAUAAGCAGUCAAUGAUUCACCGCUGUCCGUCAGUUUAGCAGCCAAGCAGAUGUGAUCUCAAAGCCAGAGGAGUCGCCCUCGUUGACAGACAGAAUGUUAUAAACAAAGAACAAAAAGAGUUCAAAAUCUCUGUUUAGCGAAAGAGAAAAGAGAAACUUUAUUGCUCUUGAGGAAACAAACAAAUAGCUGUUGACUGAGAUUUACACAUGCUGCCGCCGUGAGCUGGUGUAACAUCUUCAGCCAAAAAAAGCUCAUGUUUGAAGUCUUACAUCAUUUAUUCAGAAAAUUACUUCAACUUUUGGCUGCAAUAUUAUUUACUCGCUUAAUCACAUUUCUUUUUACAUGUGACAGUUGCAGUAUUCAUAUGUUGGCUGCUACAGCAUCGAUUUUCACAAGGUGGUUUAUUUUUCAAAAAAUCACAUUGAUGCUCAGUUUAUAGUUGAUUAGUCUCGUGUUUAACAGUCUGUUUGAAGUGGAAUGAUUAUCAAAGGAAGCUUGUGUCACUGUCUUGAUUUUCAGAACAACUUCAGAGCUGGACACUUCAAAUCCAUUUUUUAUUGCUGACAGGAUUCUUGGAACAACAUGUACUUUAACAUCACGCUAGUGUUGUGCUAUUAAGACAGUAAUAAAUCAGUAACCAUCCAAGUAUUGCGCAUAUUACAUAUUGGUUAACAUCAUAAACCGAGAGUUAAACAGCAAUGUAGAGGCUGCAAGUUUAAAAUUAAUGAUAGACGUCUCAGGUCAAAGCAGAUGUGCUCCUAAUGUACAGCAAAGGCUACUGAAACGCUACUAAUCCACUCACUCUCUCACUCAGCUGUGCUUCUAGUUGUGUUCACCCAGUUUCACUUUUUUUAUGGCACUUUGAUGUUUGUAUUUUGAUAUUUGAAAUAUCGAUCAACCAAAAUGAAAAAAAAAACAAAAAAAAACAGUAUUGUGCAUUGAAGAACAAACUGUAAACAUAUUCAUAUGACAUGUAGAGAUAGAAAAAAAGAAAGAAAAGAAAACAGAUUUGCGGUUCAGUUUCUUUAUUAGAUUAAGCAGAGUUUUGAAAGUCUGGGGGAAUCCCUUGCUUUGGUUGUUAAGUGUUAACAUAUGACAUGCAUAUAUACAGUAUUUUUGUUCUGGAAUCUGUUCAUAGUAGAUGUUAAUAUUUGCUGCAGACCAGUUAUUUAGGGUCCAACAUUACGCCUCCAGUUGAAAGCUGUGGCCCCACUGAUAAGACUGUACGAGAGAAACCAAAUUAAAACUGAUUUUUACGGUUCCACUGGACAUGUGACACGACCCGCCGUAUCAUCUGCUUCUGCCGCCCCCGUCACAGUAUUCUAAACCUUUCCACCCCAUGAAUUAUGAAUUAUGGGCUUGUGCAAUAUUAUACUGUGUUAGUUUUGAUAACAAUGAAUAUUAAUUCAAGAUCCUUAAAAAUGCAUGAGGGGAUAGCGGUGCCACUGAGAGGUCGAGGGUGGAUGCUGGUGUCAAACACUGUACAAUAUUUAUUAUUGUUGCAGACGAUUCCAUAAGCAGUCGCCCCUGUUACCCACGUCUGCAUGCAUUUUAUGAGUGUUGCUCAGUUUAAGUUGAACCGAUCUGAAUUUAUUGACACAUUGGUGACAUAGCUUCAUUUUUCUUAUAGAUGUUCAUUGACAUUUGAACUAUCGUAGAUCUCGUUUCCCCGCCGUUCAGGUUUUCUAUGAUUGAUCAAAAAGAAAAAGACAUUAAUGACAUUGAUGUGUUUUUAUGGUAUUAUAUGAGUUUGUUUCUUGCUAUACUGACUGUUGACCUCAUAGAAUUUUGACUGGAUUUGGAGCUUUUUUUAUUCCAGUAUUGUGUUUCUAAGAGGAUUCCUUUAUGUUUGGCCUUUGUAUCUUAAAAUGAAGAAUAAAUAAAGAAUUAAAAGAACAA